This is a messenger RNA of Lizanozyma spartinae, 1176 nucleotides long. RefSeq names its product Tip41p (gene TIP41). NCBI's taxonomy places the organism in Eukaryota, Fungi, Ascomycota, Pichiomycetes, Serinales, Debaryomycetaceae. Gene Ontology annotation, biological process: TOR signaling. Gene Ontology annotation, cellular component: cytosol. The transcript has a single exon. Bases 1 to 1176 code for a protein of 391 amino acids. The record is from RefSeq and is a predicted model, not a curated record.
AUGGAGGAAUCAAAUAAAGACAAUAACAAUCGUAAACAGCGACAGACAUUUGCUAAGCCGUUUCUGGUAGGUUCCAUCAAUGCCAUUGAAGUGACCCAGGCCAGGGAAAUGAGUAGACUUCAUACCAUUGGUAGACUCCCUGCUAGAGGAAGUAAGUUAGAUGUGAAGCAUAAUACCUCAAGUAGUAGUACAACUGCUGAUACAAGUAGUACAAGUAGUACUACUUCUACGAGAUCUAUUACAUCCACUGGUUCCAGUUCCAUUGUCUCCACUUCAACCGACUUCACUUCCACUAGCACUACUCCCACGCCCACAGUAUCUGUCCCUGCCAAAUCUCAUCAAGGAGCAUGCACUAACCCCCAAUGCAAUUGUUGUGGACAAGUGAUCAUCCCCUCGCCACAAGCAGUGUUCCCUAUCAAGGAAGAGCCAUCUAUUAGUGUGAAUGAUUGGAGUAUAUUCAGCGUGAAGAGACCCAUAUUGAAUUCUGUUGAGAUUGACACCUUGAAUGAUACCAGGUUUGAGUUCCCCUUACCCGAGAUGAUUUUUGGUCACAGUUUAAUGAGGAUUAUCCAUGAACCUUCUGGGUUACACAUUGAAUUCAAUGCUGUAGAUGCUUUAGAUUCGCUAGAGUCAGAUUCCAAUUUAAAAGUCAGUUAUCAUGAAGAAUGGCUAGAGGCUAGAAAGAAGAAGAAGGAAGUUAAAAAGGAUUUGGAUGUCUUGAAAUCUUAUGAUUGGACCUAUUCUCCAAACUAUAAAGGUUCCACGUCAUUAGCGUUCAUUCCAACUAACGAUAAACAAAUCCCUAUAGAUCGCUUGUUACAGCCGGACCCCAUAUUAUUCUUUGAUGAAUGUGUGCUAUACGAAGAUGAAUUAGGUGAUAAUGGCAUUGGGAUCCUCUCUACCAAAAUAAGAGUAAUGCCCACGUGUUUGUUACUCUUAUGUCGGUUCUUCUUGAGAAUAGACGGAGUCAUCUUUAGAAUACGAGACGUACGGAUUUUCAUUGAUUUGGAAACUAAUCAAGUCUUGAGAGAAUAUAAAUUACAAGAAAUGGCCUAUAGCGAAGUAGUGAAAUUGGUAACGGGGAAAACUGAUCCUAAAAAACUUUUUAGAGACUCCAAUUGGGUGGCUAACAAUAUCCUGGUGAUUCUGGUGACCACAGAAAUAGCAACAGUAUAA